This is a messenger RNA of Phascolarctos cinereus (koala), 3775 nucleotides long. Lineage: Eukaryota; Metazoa; Chordata; Mammalia; Diprotodontia; Phascolarctidae. The record is from RefSeq and is a predicted model, not a curated record.
GUCUGUUGGGAGGGAUGGAAGGUCUGGAACUGGAAGGCUCUGGGGAGUUCUUUUUCUGACAAAGACCCACACUGUAUAAAUUGUGGAGCAGGGUGUCAUUAAGAAGCUGUUGUAAGAGGGGAAAAAUGCAUCUAAUAAAAGGCCCAGUGUGUGAAGUCCUGGGCUCACUGCUGACCUAAGGAAACUUUAAGGUGUAAGCACUUUAGCCUUCCAGAGCAAGAUGAAUGGCUUCUGAAAAGAAGCGGCUGGCAAUGAAACAUGUUCACUCUCUCCCUUCUGAGCCGUGGAAAUGGGCAAGUGGUCCAGAGCAAACAGAAGAGGCUGGAGGUCUUCUUGGAACCGGAGGAUUAUUUGAACUGGACACCCCAAGACAAAGCCCUGAUCAGCAAGCCCCAGGACAGGACACAAGUUACACGGGGAUGCCUUCCUAAAACUUAUAGCACCAGAAAGGGGGUCUUAAUUCUUUACUCAGAAGACUUUGCGGAGCCAUCAUGGAAACAAAAAGAAAGAAAAAGAAGGCCCCGUCCCUACCAUCGCCAAGGGAAGAAGUCAGGUUUUGUUCUGCAGACGCUCAAAGACCUGACAGCCGCCAUAUUGGCAUAUGGGAGUGAAAGGAAAGAUCAGAAGGACCGGGACUGGCAACCAUACUUGCAUUUCCUAAGUAAGCCAGAUAGCCAGAAUGAACAACAGAUUCGUCCAGGCUAUUCAGCCAAGAGGUACCUCUUCAGCCUCUUUCAAAAUUGGACUUCAGGCACUUUGUACAAACUUCAGUGUUCAGGGUAUAUCAGGGACCCUAGGUUGUUCCAGGACAAUCAGCUUUACUUGCCAAAUCACCUCAGGAGGCAACAGGAUCUCUCAGCUGUACCAUCAAAAUACCGUCUCCUGCCUGUUUACCCUUCAGUCUCUACUUUCUGGACCCAGAAAGAACAACGGGCUGAUGAAGAUGCAAGUGAUCUUGAUAAUGAGGAAUCUGAAGAUAGUGAUGUGGACAAGGAAGAUUGCAGAGCUGGAAAACACUGGGAGGAAAAGGUUCCACUCCCUCCGCUGAAACGGAAGCCUCCAGGGAGGGCCACUUGGCUGAAUAAUGAAGCCUAUGCAGAGGAUGAAAAUCAAUCAAUGAAUCUACAAGCACCUACUGUGUGUCAGGUACUGUGCCAAGUGCUAGCAAUACAAGUACGAAGAAUGAUAUACUCUCUGCUGGACACAUGGAUGGAGCCUCACCAAGGAAUGCAAGCUUUAAAAAAGAGCCAGGGACACCAUGGAAAGUCCCACCCACCUUUAGGGAGUGACUCUGUGUUUGGCAACAUUGAAACUCCCCAGUUCUUGAGUCAAGGAUCCCAGAGUACAUUCUAUGGAGGUACCUUCCCAGACAGGAAGACAUACCUAAGUGGGAAUGUGAAGAUCUCCAAAAGCAGACACCAAAUGUUUCCAGAGCUUCUGGUAGAAAGAUGUGUUUUGCCACCUGUUCAACCCACCAUCAACCCAGAGCAAAACGUGCCUAGAAAAGUAAAGGAAAAAAAGGUGCCAAAGGCUUUGAAAUUACCUGCUAUUACAGAAGAACCACCCAAAGCCCAGGAUCCCCUGAGGAGUCAGCUAAAUGACUAUGGCAGCCCAGAAGAGCUGCUCAUUCUUCCACUGGAGGUUCAUGUAUGUGCUGAGGACCAGCCCAAGGACAGAGGACAAAGACGAGAAUCUUGGAAUACUGAAUGCAGACCCAAGGCUAAUGUAGAUGGGAAAUCUUUGCCAAAACUAUCUCUGCAGCAGACCUGCUACUCUCAGCCACCGUUGACUGUGCAUCUCCCAAGGGACUCAGGUAAUGAUUUUUCUCACCCACAUUCAAGUACUCAUGAAAUAAGAGAUUCAGAGAGAAAGAGUAGCAAAAUUCAGCAGAAAACGUUUGGUGCCAGAAGUUCCAAAGACCUUAUGGAUGAUGGAACCAACCAGAGUGGCCUCCCAGAAGAGCUCAUAGGGAGUUCUCAGGACCCAGCACUUGGAAACAUCUUGAUGGGGCCUGCUGGAGAUAUUGUUUGCCAGCCUCUCUUGGGUUCUGUCCAAAGCAUAGACCUCCCUCUUCAGCUUGACUUUGCAUCAGGUCAAGAAUAUCAAUUUGUAAAUUCAAGUACCAAUCUUGGUGAAGCAUGCUCAAGUGAUCAGCAUGUCAAGAAAGGCAAUAUUCAUUCAGAAGCUAGUCUUCAUAUGAAUACCUGUGAAACCUCAUCCUUGACCCCAGAGCCAGCAGAGAAGGGAGCCCCUCAGUCCUUGGAGGCAGCUGUGCUGAAGACAGGGGAGUCUCAAAGUUUUAUAAAUAAAGAGCUGGAAUAUGAAAAAGGACAGGUGUCUCAGGGAAGACAAGCAAGUACCAUAACAGAAAACCAUCAACAUGAUCCCGCUCUCUUAGGAAAUGGAAGAAGUGAGCAGAAAGUUAGAAUACAGACUGAGGAACCAUGUCCAGAUUCUGAUGUAUUUCCAGAACAACAGCAACCAACACAAGGUGGAUGUGCUCCCUUGCCCCUGGAGCCACCAGCACAGUCCCUUUCUGUCAUAGAAACAGAGAAGUCCAAGCCUCAACUUGAUGGAAGUUCAACGAAAGAGGUAAAGAGGCAGAGGGAUGGAAACUCUGAAUCACCUGGCACUUCAGGGUUGAAACAAAACCUGACCCCUCCGGUAGAAACCAUCAAAGAAUUACCUCUAGGAAAUGCCCCAGUGGCACCAAAGAUGGGGGGAACCAAGAGGAAUCCUACUGAGAAGCAACCUCCCUCAAGAAGUAGAAAAGGGGAAGAUGUGCCCCCAAAGCUUGGCAAGCCGGCUGAAGAAAGCAGCCCGGAGAGACAGAUGCCUGAGAAAACCAAAAGGAGGAAAAGAAAUGAAGUAAACAAGUCUAAGGCUCCUCCUAAUGUUGGCAAAGGAGAAAAGCCUCAAAACAAAACAGAGUUUAUUGGAGGAAAGCCAAAGAAACAAAAAAUUGCAAAUAAGACAAUGUCAGUCUCCAAGAAAAAAAAGCCAAGAGCCAAGAAGAAAGAGAUGGGGCAGAAGGGAAGGAUUCUGGAGAUAGGGUCAGAGCUAAAUAACUCUUCAUCCACAGAGGAUGAAUCUGAUGAAGAUUGCUCUCUCUCAAGCUACAGCUCACAGGAAUUUACACUUCCUCCAAAAUAUCAAAUUCCUGAAAGUCAAGUUUCCAGAGAUGAAAGAUUAUAUUCUAUCCAACCUACAAUUGCCAAAGAAAAUACAGAUUCUGAAAAGGACAAAAGUGCUGAUACUUCUGAGGCUCUCCCUGUAGACCACCAGCAGGAGAAAGUGCCCAGGGAAAGGAUCCUUGCAGCAAAGGGCAGAGAUGAGGCUCCAACAGGUGGAAAAACGGAGAAGGGAGAAGGAGGAGAAGAAAAGGCAGCAGCAAGAAGAACACCAGCGGCUCGAGCAGCUAAAGGAAGAGCUCGAGCAGGAGCAGCGGAGGAGAGCCAAAGAGAAGCGCUUACAGAAACAGAGACUGGAAGAAGAGCGGCGACAGCAGGAGGAAGAGGAGAGGAGGAAAUUGCAGCAAGCGCAAGCAGCUCAGGCCCGCGCCAGGCAGCAGCAGGAGGACUUCCGCAGGAAGAUGCAGGAGAUGCAGAGGAAAAAGCAGGAGGAGGACGCCAGAAGGGCAGAGGCAGAGAAGCAAAGGCAAAAGGAGUUGGAAAGGCUGCUUGAGGAAGAAGAGAAAAGGUUGAUGGAAAUGGCCAGAGAGGAGUGCCUAGAAUACCAGAGGAGGAAGAAAGAGGAAGAAGAGAAGGCCAGGCGG